AUGUCGCCGGGUCUCUCCCUCUCCUCUCCCACACCGCAGCUAUCCCCCUCCUCCUCGGGAUCUCCGCCGCCUUCCCCUCGUUUUCUGGCGCCGGCCACCUCCACCACGCCACUUGGCAGCUCCCCAUUGGCCAGCCGCCACCGCGCCACCGCCCUCCUCCACUCCCUGCUCGCCAGCUGUCCUCCCCACGCCUCCCAGCCGCGCGGCCCGCCCAGGCCCGCGCGGAACCCGCCAAGCCCAUCCGGGCCCGGAGCCGCCGCGUCCCGCCCGAACCUCCUGUGCCUGAGCGCCACCCCGCGCCUUGACUCCCCGAGGCCCCUCGCCGGAGCUCCUCUCCCUGUCCUCACCGGCGGCCUCGCCGCAACUGCCGCCGGCGACCACAAGUGCCGCGACCCCGCGCCCGUCCUCGCCCGCGGGCCGCUCGGAUCUGCCCUAGCCUCCCCUAACCCCCAGCCGCAGCUAUCCCCCUCCUCCUCGGGAUCUCCGCCGCCUUCCCCUCGUUUUCUGGCGCCGGCCACCUCCACCGCACCAUUUGGCAGCUCCCCAUUGGCCAGCCGCCACCGCGCCACCGCCCUCCUCCACUCCCUGCUCGCCAGCUGUCCUCCCCGCGCCUCCCAGCCGCGCGGCCCGCCCAGGCCCGGAGCCGCCGCGUCCCGCCCGAACCUCCUGUGCCUGAGCGCCGCCCCGCGCCUUGACUCCCCGAGGCCCCUCGCCGGAGCUCCUCUCCCUGUCCUCACCGGCGGCCUCGCCGCAACCGCCGCCGGCGACCACCAGUGCCGCGACCCCGCGCCCGUCCUCGCCUGCGGGCCGCUCGGAUCUGAUACAUUACAUCAUACAUCGAACAGUUGUCUUGUGCCAACCAAGGAAGAAGUCAUGGAACCAUCAGCAUCUACUGGUCAGAGAGUCAAACUGAAGGGGGACAAGACCGUAACCCGUGCUAUUCAAUUGGUAAUGACGAUGUCAGGGACGUCUUCAGCAAUGACGAUUGGGGAGAGGAACAAGAAGUUCAGGGUGAGCCGUGCUAUGGCGUGGAUAGUGGUUGUUUGCAUACCGUCUAUUUUCAUUGCCAUCACAGCAGGUUCGGCCUACAGGAUGUUUAACAACCCCAUCAGGGCCGCCGGAUUCCCAUGGCGGCUGCCGGUUGUCGUGCUGUUGGGCGGCUACCUCGCAGUGGUUUUUGGGAAGCUACCACCCGACUGCUCGCUGCUCGUCUACUUCCUCUACUUCCGCGUCAUCUUCAUCGUUACCAUGUCGCAGUCGGACGCGGACCGUCUCGCUGCCGAGAAACUUGAAGCCGACAAGAAGGCCGCUGAGGACGCUGUUGCCGCCGCCACCGCCGCGGCCUCCGCAUGGCCUACUGGAAGUAUGCAUUUAUUCGUGUCAAUGCCAUGCUAG
Messenger RNA from Aegilops tauschii subsp. strangulata, 1395 nucleotides. NCBI's taxonomy places the organism in Eukaryota, Viridiplantae, Streptophyta, Magnoliopsida, Poales, Poaceae. The record is from RefSeq and is a predicted model, not a curated record.